Ylistrum balloti is the source of this 6219-nucleotide messenger RNA. Its product is annotated as regulator of nonsense transcripts 2-like. The transcript is spliced from 41 exons. NCBI's taxonomy places the organism in Eukaryota, Metazoa, Mollusca, Bivalvia, Pectinida, Pectinidae. Gene Ontology annotation, biological process: nuclear-transcribed mRNA catabolic process, nonsense-mediated decay. The record is from RefSeq and is a predicted model, not a curated record. Gene Ontology annotation, cellular component: exon-exon junction complex; cytoplasm. Bases 100 to 4323 code for a protein of 1407 amino acids. Gene Ontology annotation, molecular function: RNA binding; protein binding.
AUAUUUGCAGAAAUUUGUAAACAAACUUGAACGAUUCAUCCUCGUGUUUUGUUUGAUGCCAGAUUAUAACAUCCAUAAUGUGAGGUCAAGUACAAUAAAAUGAGUGAAAAGGAGGGCACUGAGAAGAAGGAAGAGAAUGGAUCUAAACACUCCUCGGGUGCGAGAGCUAAGCAGAGCAGUGAAGGCAAGCCUAGCAACAAAGCACAUGAUGAACGAGUGACGGCCAAAGGCUCAAAGUCUGGUACAUCAGGAACCCCAAACAAGGGUGGCAAAAAUGACAGCAGGAAGACAGGGUCAGGGGGCCAUGACAAUGUGAGGGAGACUAAUCGUAAUCGUAAUAAUGCUCAGUAUGAUCGUAGUGGAUAUCGAUCUGGUGAUCGGGGAGGAGAUAGAGGGACUGACCGUGAGAGUGGUGGCCGAGGAGGGAGAAGUGGAAACAGGGGAGGAGGAGAUGGAGGCAGCAGGGAGAAAAGUGGCAGUAGUUCUCGAGGGGGUGGCAGAGGUGCAUCUGGAGGUUCCAACAGAGAAAGAGAACAUACACCUAGGAAAUCUGAUGCUAAGGACAGAAGAGAAGAUAGAGAGAAGGGAGAUGGGAGAGAAAGUCAAAAGAAACAAUCGUCAGCAAAAGAAGCUAAGUCUGUUCAGAUGAGUUCAGCAGCAGAUCUAGAAGCUCAGUGGCUGAAGGAGGAAGAAGAGAAAAAGAGGAAAGAAGAGGAAGAAGAGAGAAUCAGACUUGAGGAAAUAAGAAAGAAAGAAGAAGAGGAAAAGAGGAAAGAAGAAGAAGCACAGCGACUUAAGGAAGAAGAAAUUAAAUGUAUACAAGACUAUAUCUCAGAAUGUAAGGAAAGGACGGAGAGUAAAAAAUUAAUGAGAGAACAGAACCUGGCAGCAGCAGACCAAAGACCAGAUGAACGGUUUUUCACUAAGCUUGAUUCAAAUUUGAAGAAAAAUACAGCUUUUGUAAAGAAAUUGAAAAAUCUGACAGAAUCCCAAAAAGACAUGUUGACAAGAGAGUUCAACGGCCUAAAUUUGACUAAAUAUGUUGGUGAAGUGGCUGCAGCAAUCACAGAAGCUAAACUGAAGAUGUCAGACAUUCCCUGUGCUGUUCAUAUAAGUAGCGUCAUGUUCCAGCGCUACCAUGAAUUUCCUGCUGCUCUACUUGAAAACAUCCAGAAGUUCCUUCUUGGAAAGAAGGAGGAUAAGAUAAGUAAUCCCAGUAAAUACCGUGUGGACCUGAGAUUUUUUGCGGAGUUAGUGUCUGUGGGACUUUUCUCAAAGAAAGAGGGUUUGGCUGUGGUGGGCAAGCAGUUGGAGCAACUUGUCAAUAAUGACCAUGAAGAACACAACAAUUUAGCCAUCCUGUCUAGUUUUUGUAAACACUGUGGCGAUGAUUAUAUGGGACUUGUACCCAGAAAGUACAGAUUGCUUGCUGAAAAGUAUUCACUGGAAAUAUCAGUUAGUCAGAUGCUACAGCCAGAGAAACAGAAGGCCUGUAGAAAUCUUAUGAAGGACUACUUUCUGUCUCUCUGUAAACACCUGAUACGAGUCUAUAAAGACCUGAAAAGCAUUGAGAGACACAAUCGCAGGACUCUACAGACAAAGGGAGAAUUGAGCAACGAGAGACGAGAAAGCUAUGAAAAUGCAUUAGCUGCCUAUCAAAAGCUUCAUGGCAAUACAUCUGUGUAUGCAGAUCUGUUGGAUGAAGACAUGCCAGAUUUACCAGAGGAAGAUCUGCUAAAAGAUGAAGAGUCUGGAUUUGAUGUGUUUGAUCCUUCAAAGAAUGCAGAGUUUCAGUAUGUGGGUGACAGUACACUGUUUGAGGAUGAGGAUGCUAGAGCUUUUUACGAAUCCCUGCCUGAUCUCAGAGCAUUUAUACCUGGGAUCUGUUAUAAAGAAAGUGAACAGAGUACUGUCAAGGAUGAAACCAAAGAUGUAGAGACAGGAUUGGAAGAAGACAUGGAGAACCUGAAGGUGGAGGAUGUGGAACGAGAAAUGGAGACAGAACAGCAAAUUGCAGAGGUGGAGAACAAGGAAGCAGAGGCAGAGGCUGCCAAGACCAAAGAUCAGGAGGACGAGGCCGGACAUACAGUAGAAGAGGACUACAGUGCUCUUCAUGAUCUUGACAUUGAAGAUGAUGCUGACACAGGCAACUUGAUGAAAGUCCAGUUUGAUGCGUAUCUCUUAUCUCUACCAAAUUGUGUCAACAGGGACCUACUGGACAAGGCCAGUAUAGAGUUUUGUAUGAAUUUCAACAAUAAAGCCAACAGGAAGAAGUUGGUGAAGGCUUUAUUCACUGUACAUAGAACCAGGUAUGACCUGCUGCCAUUUUACUCUCGGAUGGUUGCGACACUGUACCCGUGUAUGCCUGAUGUGGCUAAUGAUCUCGUCCAGCUUCUCAAAGGAGACUUUAAGUGGCAUGUAAGAAAAAAGGACCAGAUCAACAUUGAAUCCAAAUUAAAAACUGUGAGGUUUAUUGGGGAGCUGGUCAAGUUCAAGUUGUAUCCCAAAUCUGAGGCACUACAUUGUGUAAAGUCACUGAUGUUUGAUUUUACUCAUCACAACAUUGAGAUGGCAUGCUCUUUACUGGAAACUUGCGGCAGAUUUCUCUACAGAUCUCAAGAUUCUCAUCACAGGACAAAGAUUUAUCUGGAUGUGAUGAUGAGGAAAAAGGCAGCUCUACACUUAGACAGUCGGUACACAACGAUGAUAGAGAAUGCCUUCUACUACAGUAACCCGCCAGAUGUUCCCCAAACCACUAGAAAGGUCCGGCCCCCUCUACAUGAGUAUAUCAGGAAGCUGCUCUACAAAGACCUCUCAAAGGUUACCACCGAAAAGGUACUGAGACAAAUGAGGAAGUUGAACUGGGAUGAUCGUGAGAUAGCGUUCUAUGCCACUAAGUCAUUAAUAGCUGUAUGGAAUGUACGCUACAACUCUAUACACUGUGCUGCCAACCUUCUGGCUGGUCUAGCGCCUUACCAUGAACAUGUGGCUAUACAGGUUGUGGAUGGAGUACUGGAAGACAUCAGGAUUGGCAUGGAGGUAAACCAUCCCAAGUACAAUCAGCGGCGUGUGAGCUGUGCCAAGUUCCUUGGAGAACUGUAUAACUACAGAAUGGUGGAGUCCACUGUUAUCUUCAAAACUCUCUACUCCUUCAUCACUUUUGGAGUGGUCUUUGAUGACAAUGGUCAAUCAGUUCUUGACCCUCCAGAACAUCUGUUCCGUAUCCGCCUCACCUGUGUGGUGCUCGAGACCUGUGGACAGUAUUUUGACAAGGGUUCUAGCAAAAAGAAGCUUGAUUGCUUCCUCAUCUAUUUCCAGCGGUACUAUUGGUUCAAAAGACAGUGCAGUAUUUGGACUGAAGACAGGCCUUUCCCCAUAGAUGUUGAAAACUUGAUGCAGGACACUAUUGAAGCUAUCCGCCCCAAGACACAGGUGCCUCAGAGCUAUGAAGAGGCUAGCAAGGCUGCUGAAGACUUGGAGAAUGAAUACAAGCAGAAGCUAGCAUCUGUGUUACCUAUCAUCGAGACGGAUGAGGGAAACAGCAGUGAAGCAGAUGAGGGAGGCCUUACCACCAUACAGGAAACAGAGGAAUUGGAUGAUCUAAGUAACAGUUUGUCCAACACUGAGGAUGACAGUGAGGCGAGUGGAGAUGAUCGUAGUCAGAGUCAGAGAAGUCACACAGGCAGCAUGAGCAACCGUGAUCAGGGAGAGGAGGGAGAAGGUGUUGAAAUGAGUGAAAAUGAUGAUGAUGACAUGUUGGACACCGAUGCAGAAGAUGAUGAGAUAACCCUGUUAACAGGAGGUCCAAGAUUUGUCAAGUGCUCAGAAGAUGAUGACUUCAUGACAGCAUUUGACAAGAUGAUGACGGAUAACAUUCAGGCAAGAAAUCAGGAGUCACUCAAAGUACCACAGCUUGAUAUAGCAGUCCCGAUGCAUUUGAGGGAUAAAAGUAAAAAGGCAGCUUGUUCUAAUUUCUACGAAACUGUGGAAGAGCCGAAGGAGAACAAGUCUAUAGACUUUGUGCUGAUGACCAGAAAAGGCAACAAACAGCAGUUCACCAACCUGAAUGUACCAAUCUCUGCAGAGUUUGCUGCUAAGUACAAAGAAAGGGAACAUGCAGAGAAGAUGGAGAAAGAAAGGAUGAAACAGGUGGUGCUGGGAAUCCAUGAGCGACAGGAGGAGGAAGACUACCAGGAAAUGAUAGCGGCUUUGAACAGGCCAAUGCCAUUGGUGAAUGCCAAUCGGGACAGAAGGCUGAGAAACUACCAGCAUCCAAAGGGCGCUCCAGAUGCUGACCUUAUCUUUGGCUCCAAGAAACGCUGAAAUGUUGGAAACGAAAUGUGAGUGACCAAAAUCAAUGCAGUACAAACUGCUCAAAAGCUACAGUUGAGGCUGACAAAACUAAAGAGUGACCUGCUACAAUUCAAUCUGCAGAUUCUCCCCGAAUAUUGAGGAUCAACUCCAGUCCUUCUAGGGCAGGAAGGCAUGGUCACUAGACAUUCUCCCCCAGGGCUACACAUAGCACGUGUUUACCCUGCACCAAGGAAAGUGAAAGCCUAACUUCAAUAUUAGUUUAUCUUGCAUACCAACAUUAAAAUCUAAAUGCAUGUCAGAUUAAUUUGUGAUUCUAAAGUAUGACAUGGUGAAUCCAUGAAAUUGGUGAUUGUGUUGAUUUUUUACGUUAAAGAUACUUUCAUAAGAUGGAGAAGGAAGUUCAGACAAUAUUACUAGAAUACAAAUUGAUGAUAAAACUCACAGUGACUUACAUGCUCCUACAAUAGGUUAAUUACUGUAAAAGAUAACAGCUGUGUGUAGAUUCUUUAAUAUGAAAUUUUUAUACAAAUUGUCUUUGUUCAAAAUGAAAAUUUUGUUAAGCUGUGAAGGAGUUGUUGACACUCUUUAUAGCCUUUAUGCAAUUUGUAAUGUUUAUCUUAAGGGAUUUUUUUAGUGAUAAACGUUGUUGGAGAUCCAUCGAAUACAUUAAUGAUAAAGAGAUGUUAGGUCAGAGCUGAUACAGAUUAAUUUGAUGGAUAUGCUCUUGGUCCAAUCAAACUUUUAAGGUAAAAUGGAUAAAUUUUGGGAUUUUUUCCAUGUCCAAUAACUACUUUAACAGAGGGACAUACAGUUUCUCGUCUUUGUGUAUAAUUACAACUAAAAUAUAGAUAAAGUAAAAAGUUCAUUAAAUUGAAGUAUAGUUUUACAGAUGUUACACUUGUGAAAUAUUUAUUGAAGUACUUUUUGGUGGAAGUAAUUGUUAGAAUUUGAUAACUUGGAAACAAAAUUGAACUUUAAAAAUCAUGAGGGUCUGGUUCUUCACUUAACGUUAAUUUCAAUGGCUGUGCUACAUUGUUUAAAUGAAAUAAGAGCACAGCUAUAGUGGAGUAACUCUAAACCAGCAAAACUCCAGAGACGAUUAAUUUAGUAAAAAAAGUUUUAAAAACCCAGAAAACUUGAAUAUGAAAUUUUUCUUCCUGAUUCAACUGAUGCUAUAGCAUUUCCUAAUGAUACGUCUUUUAGGGAUUUACUAUAAACUAUUUGAUAUGUACUUAAAAAACGUUUUUCCAGUGGUACAUUUGAUAGUAAUAGUGUUUUUCUACUGUCCAUAUUAUACAUGUUUCUGCUGGUAAGAUGGCUUUCUUAUCAGACAAGGGAUUCCACUGUCACAACAAUUAUUUGACAUCAUAUUCAAUAAUGUCACAUCAGUGCCAAGCAAUUUCUCCUAUAAGGGUAGAGAAAGAAAAUUGUCAUUAUGAGUUUUGAGAAAACUAAUGCUAUCAAGUCUGGAAUAUAAUGGUAAUAAAGAUUAAAGUUUUAAGUUAUAAAGUCUUGUAGGUCAAAAUAGUGUGAUAAAUAUCGAACAGAAUUAAUUAUUAUGUCUCUGUUCCCUGUUAAAAUACUGCUAUUCACAAGUAAACAUUGCUUUAAAUGUUUUGAAUACAGUCUGACAUGUUACUGAUAUCACACACCUUGAUGAAAUCUGUCUCUGUAGGUUUUCCUGUGUCAGAUGUAGGUGUAACCUAUAAAUAAAAAAGAAUUGAAAAUAUGUAUGAUGUCACAACACUGAUCGAGCAGCUGCUUUUUAUUCUCGUUUUGGAAUUCUGAUAGAAAUGUUAUAAUGUACGUUUUAUAUGGACAGUAACUGGAACAUAAGUAUCAAUUUGAUUUUAAUUGUCUGAUGCUGUCUGAUAUUGAGGAAAUUAAAAACCUUCAAAUGCAGAA